Molecule: messenger RNA, 1581 nt
Organism: Nicrophorus vespilloides
Lineage: Eukaryota; Metazoa; Arthropoda; Insecta; Coleoptera; Silphidae
Product: Kv channel-interacting protein 2-like
Exons: 6
Coding region: 115-717 (200 amino acids)
Molecular function (GO): calcium ion binding
Source: RefSeq, a predicted model, not a curated record
AGCUUACAGUUCGUUCCUCGACGUCGAGCCAACUACCACGACCCACGACUCUGCUGCAGAGACGCUCCGCUUCGUUUCGCUCCUGUUGCUGUUCUUCGCCGCUCAAAAUUAACAAUGAGCGAAGAUAGCAGCAGCAGCGAUAUCUACAAUGUAAGCGUUGCACGUUAUCGCCCAGAGGAAAUCACCAAAUUAGAGAGCAAGACGAAAUUCACCAGGAAGGAGCUGCAGCUCAUCUACCGCGGAUUCAAGCAGGAAUGCCCGACUGGAAUGGUCGAUGAAGAGGCUUUCAAGCAUAUUUUUGCUCAGUUUUUCCCACAAGGCGAUGCUACCAACUACGCCAAGUACGUUUUCAACACAAUGAAGCACAAGAGCACUGGAAAAAUAAGCUUUGAGGAUUUCCUCAACAUCCUGUCGAAAGUGUCCAGAGGUACUGUGCAAGAAAAAAUGCAAUGGGUAUUUGGCCUCUACGAUCUAGAUGGAGAUGGGAUGAUAACCAAGAACGAAAUGGUGGAUGUUGUCACCAGCAUUUACGAGAUGCUUGGCAGAUCCACUCAACCCGCGGUAGAGGUUGGAUCUGCCAAGGAGCACGUCGAGAAGAUAUUCCACUUGAUUGAUUCAAACAAGGACGGCGUCGUGACCAUCGAGGAGCUCAUCCAGUGGUGUUCCCGUGACGAAGAGGUACUCCGCUCGUUGGAGACGCUCGAUACCGUUCUAUGAUUGAGCAUGUCUCGUGUAAAUCUCAGAAAAUCUUUCGGCCGUCAGAAAGUAAUCGAGUUAAACCUAUGUUCCGAACAUGUUUUUGAUCUUGGUUUGCAGCAAAGCGACGCCCAAACCGCAGAAAUGAUUGGUAAGAGAGGACGAGCUCGUAAGCUCAUCCUUGUCUUUAGCGUCGGGUGCGUCCUCCGUCUUAAAAACUGGUUCUUGAAUAUGAGUUGCCGUUCCGGAUGUCUUUGCAUUCACUAAUUUCUUGAAAUUUAACUCUUCUCUACAUUUAAUCACAUAUUUGAAAUAAUAACAAAAAAAAAUGGAAAAUAUUAAAUCAAAAUACAGAUUUAUGGAAACUUUCGGAAAUUACAAAAACGACCCCUAAUUCACAUUUUUAUAUGUGGAAAGACUAGAGAUAUUUCAAAACGUAUACAAACCUUACCUAAUUGCUUCAAAUUUGCACGAAGCUAACGAAAAAAAACUUGAUUUAAGUAUCGGCUGUCCACGUUAUCAAUUAACCUUGUCCUCCAUCUAAAAUUUUGUAAAAUAGGGGUCCAAGAAAAAGUUUGCAGUAUUUUGAAAACCAUUUCUGUAGAAAUUACUAUAUACAAGUAUUGUUGAUGCAAACAAUAGUGUAUUCAGUUUAAAUGAAACACAUCUAAUAUUAAAUAUAAGAUUUUUUAUCAGUAUUACUUUAUACUUUUUUGUAUUUUUCGAGCCUGUUUGGAACUACGCAAUGUUACAUUAAGUCUAUAUAUCCAAAUCUUGUUUAUAUUGUACAUUUGACCCACACCAACAUCUAGUGAAACAUGGUUAUCUCUGUAUGUUAACUGACUGACGUAAUAAUUAAAAUAUACGUUUCUCUUGGUUACGUCA